GCGCUCGCAAACAGCCCCGCCUCACUUCGCCGCUGCCGCUUUACCCAGCAUCUGUCACAGCUGUGCUUCGGGGGCGACGUCGAAAGCGCGCCGUCUCUCUGGCGAUCAGACGCCACAUCGGAGGAAGACAUGUCCGAAGUACGGAAAUUUACGAAAAGACUGAGCAAGCCGGGGACAGCGGCGGAGCUCCGGCAAAGCGUAUCGGAGGCGGUGCGAACAUCUCUGAUUGUGGAGCAGCCAAAGAUCAUCGAGCCUUUGGACUAUGAGAAUGUCGUAUUCCAGAAGAAGACCCAGAUCCACAGUGACCCCCACAGAGAAUUGCUCAUAUUUCCUGUGGAUGAUGUCUCGGAGGCUCAGGUGUCCCGAGAGAGAAGGACAAUCAGCCCGUCAGUGCCGCAGAAGGCAGCAGAGGAAGCCCGGAGUCUUUUUGCCAAAGAGUGCAUCAAGAUGUACGACACAGAUUGGCACGUCAUCAACUACAAAUAUGAGGCAUACUCGGGCGAUUUCCGCAUGCUGCCCUGCAAAGGUCUAAAGACGGAGAAGCUGCCAUCACACAUGUUCGAGGUGGAUGAGGAUGCGAAGGAUGAGGAUUCCGCCUCACUCUGCUCCCAGAGGGGGGGCAUCAUGAAACAAGGCUGGCUGCAGAAGGCCAACAUCAAUAGCAGCUUGUCUGUCUCCAUGCGGGUGUUCAAGAGAAGAUAUUUCUACCUGUCUCAGCUUCCAGACGGCUCCUACAUUCUCAAUUUUUACAAGGAUGAAAAAAACUACAAAGAGACUAAAGGAUCCAUCUACCUGGACUCCUGCAUCGAUGUUGUCCAGUGUCCAAAAAUGCGCCGGAAUGGCUUUGAGCUGAAGAUGCAGGACCGCUACAGCCACAUUCUGGCGGCAGAUAGUGAGACAGAGAUGGAGGACUGGGUGAACACACUGAGACAGGCCCUCCAAAGCACUACGGAGGCUGGUCAGGAGCGGCGCAAUGGGGCCGACAUGCUGGAGCCUGCGCUGGAUGAUGACAGCAGCAGCCAGGGGAAGGUGGAGAGCGUGCUGGAGAGCUUGGGACGCAGUCUGCACCCAGAGCUCAUGAAGUAUGCAAGAGAAACAGACCAGCUGAAUAAAAUCAACAGAAACGAAGGCAGGCCCAGGCUCUUCAUGCUGGACCCUGAAACACAGAGAUUGGACUUCUCUGGCAUCGAGCCUGACGUGAAGCCGUUUGAGGAGCGAGCUGGUCACCGUAUCGCGGUCACCUGUCAGGACCUCACAUUCUCCCUGCAGUGCUCCAUCAACGAGAACGAUGGCGGAGCCACAAAUGUGGAGCCAUUCUUUGUCAGCCUGGCGCUGUUUGAUGUCUCCAAGGGAUGCAAGAUCUCGGCUGACUUCCACGUGGACUUGAACCCCUCCUGUGUGCGUGAGAUGCUAUCUGAGGGUUUGGCUCAGACCAUCGUGGAGGCAGGCACUGGGCACUGCAAGGACCUACCCGUCCUGCAGAGGGCGUCAGAGGCAUUGUUACGCUUUCCCACACAGGGCAUCUUCUCAGUGACUGAUCCGCACCCUGACAUCUUCCUAAUGGCGCGCAUCGAGAAGGUGCUGCAGAACAACAUCGCCCACUGUGCGGAGCCUUACACGAAGACCUCUGACAUGAGCAAGACUGCGCAGAAGGUCCUGAAAGCAGCCAGACAGACAUGUCAGCGGCUGGGCAAGUACAGGAUGCCCUUCGCCUGGGCAGCCAAGCAGGUAUUCAAGGACUCCAAGGGCAGUUUGGAUACGGACGGAAAGUUCUCCCCCCUAUACCGCCAGGAUAGCAGUAAAAUCUCCACUGAAGACCUCAUUAAACUGCUGGUGGAUAUCAAGAAGCCGGAGAAGAGCAAGCUGCAGGUCAUACCAGGGCAGCUGAACAUCACCACUGAGUGUGUGCCCCCCCAGUUCUCGGAUUCAGUCACAUCCAGCUAUGUCCCGGUGCAGCCCUUCAAGGAGACUUGCACAAGCGUCUCUGUGGAAAUAGAGGAGUUUGUGCCCAAUGAAGCUCGCUUCCACUGCCCCUUCACUGUCUAUAAGAACCGCCUGUACGUCUACCCACUGCAGCUUAAAUACGACAACCAGAAAACAUUUGCUAAGGCACGAAACAUUGCGGUCUGUGUGCAAUUCCGAGACUCAGACGACGAGGGCACCACCCCCCUGAAGUGUAUCUACGGAAAGCCAGGGGAGCCACUUUUCACCACAAGCGCCUUUGCCGCCGUUCUACAUCACAACCAGAGCCCCGAGUUUUACGACGAGGUCAAGAUCGAGCUGCCAGUCCACGUCCACAGCAAGCACCACGUCCUCUUCACCUUCUAUCACAUCAGCUGCGAGAUGAGCACCAAGAAGAGAGAGGGUGUGGAGACCCUGGUGGGAUACUCCUGGGUCCCCCUGCAGAAGGAUGGCUGCGUUCAGUCCGCAGAGCUCCAGCUGCCUGUGGCUGCCAACCUGCCCGCUGGCUACCUGAGCGACAAGACCCAGGACGGCCGAAAGGCUGCAUCUGAGAUCAAGUGGGUGGAAAAUGGGAAACCGCUGUUUAAAAUGAGGAGCCAUUUAGCAUCAACAAUAUAUACUGAGGACCCACAUCUGCACAGGUUCUUCCAGCACUGCCAGUUGCUGAAGUCUGGUUCUGAGGACAAUCUGGCGGAGCUCGUCAAAUACCUCAAGUGCCUACAUGCCAUGGAGGCUCAUGUCAUCAUCAAGUUCCUGCCCACGGUGUUAGUCCAGCUAUUUGAAGUUCUCACCAUGUCCACCAAGGAGACCCAGGAGAUAGCUGUCAACUGCACACGAGUGAUCAUCCACAUUGUCUCACUGUGCCACGUAGAAGGACUGGAGCACUAUCUUCGCUCCUUUGUCAAGUAUGUGUUCGUGACCAAAAAGUCUGUGGCUGGGAGCUCCGUAACCACACAUGAAGUUCUGGCCAAUUCAAUGGCCUCCAUAUUGAAGCAGACUGCAGAUUUCAUCACCUGCAACAAACUGCUUAAGUACUCUUGGUUUUUCUUCGAGGUUAUUGCCAAGUCUAUGGCUCAAUACUUGCAAGUUGAGAACAGGAUAAAGAUGCCACGCGCCCAGCGCUUCCCAGACAGCUUCCACCUGGCCCUGCAGUCCCUACUGCUGUCCAUCUUGCCUCACAUCACCAUCCGCCACCUGGAGGUCCCCGAGGAGGCCCGCUGCAUUAACUUGAGCCUGGCUCAUUUUAUCAAGAGGUGCUUCACCUUUAUGAACCGAGGGUUUGCCUUCAGCCUCGUCAAUGACUACAUGUGUGGUUUCACAAUGAAGGACCCCAAGGCUCUCACAGUGAUGAAGUAUGAUUUCCUACUGACAGUGUGCAGCCAUGAGCAUUACAUCCCACUCAAUCUGCCCAUGGCGUUUUCCCGCACCAGACUGCAGAGAAUGCAUGAUAUGAUUCCGUUUGCGACGGAUCGUUUUGGCGCUGUAGACCAGAACUUAGAGGUCAGCCUGACAGAGGACUAUUGCAGAAACCAUUUCCUGGUGGGACUGCUGCUCAGAGAGGUGGCUGAUGGGUUACAGGGCUGCCCCGAGGUCAGGCAGUUGGCCGUGGCAGUACUCAAGAACCUUAUGGUGAAGCACGCCCUGGACGACCGCUACAAUGCUUACAAGAACCAGCAGGCUCGGAUCUGCGUGCUGUACCUGCCAGUGCUGGAGCUGCUCUACCAGAACCUGAAACAGCUCUCACCCAGGGAGCUCACUUCCAACAUGGGGCUCGACUUUGCGGUCUCUAAGGAUGACCUCACACUGCCCUCUUCUUCAUCGGAGCCCCGCAGGAUCAGUGUGGCAGCGGAGCAGGUCUCUGUGGCCCAGAACGGGCACACGGUGAGGCGGGAGGACUCCAGAGGGUCCCUGUACAUGGACACUGUGUCUUUGGACAGCAGAGAGCUGCACAGGAGUUCCUUCAAGAUGAGCACCUUGUCUCGUACGGGCCACCUGGGGCAGUACGAGGUCAAGGGGCUGCUCCUGUGUUUCCUGUACAUCGUCAAAACUGUGUCAGAAGACACACUGCAGGCUUACUGGAACAAGGUCCCCCAUCAAGAUGUCACUAACUUCCUCAGCCUGUUAGAGAUAUGCCUGGUACACUUCAGAUAUGCUGGCAAGAGGAACAUUGGCAGGGGCCAGGAUGCUUGGGUGUCCAAGAUGUUCUCCCCAGAAAGAAAGUCCAAGACCAUGCCAGUCAUGCGCGGUCGCGUGUGCCUCAUGCAGGCCAAAAUCCAGCAAUUCGGCACCUUGGACACCUCCUUCAGCCUGAACCCAGGUGCUGGGCCGACGGAGGCCGAGAUCAACCACCAGGCCCUCCUAGAGGGGAACCUGUCUACGGAAGUGUGUCUGAUUGUCCUGGAUGUCAUGUCCUUCUUCACUCAGAGCUUCAAGAACCAGCUUUUGGAAAGCGAUGGACACAACCCACUGAUGAAGAAGGUGUUUGAUAUCUACCUAAACUUCCUGAAAGUUGGCCAGUCAGAAGCCGCCUUCAGGCACGUCUUUGCUUCACUGAGAGGCUUCAUCAGCAAGUUUCCGUUGGCCUUCUUCAAGGGUCGGGUGACCCUGUGCGCAGCACUGUGCUACGAGACGCUCAAGUGUUGUGUGUCCAAGCUGAGCUCCCUGCGUGCUGAGGCUGCUGCUCUCCUCUACCUGCUCAUGCGCAACAACUUUGAGUAUACCAAGAGGAAGACCUUCCUGCGCACACACCUGCAGAUCAUCAUCGCCGUCAGCCAGCUGAUCUCGGACGUGGCUCUGACAGGAAGCUCGCGCUUCCAGGAGUCGCUGUCUGUCAUCAACAACUUUGCCAACAGCGACAAGGCCAUGAAGUCGACGGCAUUUGCGGCGGAGGUGAAAAGCCUGACCAUGCGCAUCCGCACGGUGCUGAUGGCCACGGCGCAGAUGAAGGAGCACGAGCGUGACCCGGAGAUGCUGCUGGACCUGCAGUACAGCCUGGCCCGCUCCUACGCCAGCACGCCCGAGCUGCGCCGCACCUGGCUGGACAGCAUGGCCCGCGCCCAUGUGAAGAACGGCGACUUCUCCGAGGCUGCCAUGUGUUAUGUCCACAUCGCUGCGCUGAUUGCUGAGUACCUGUACCGGAAGAAAGCGUUCCCUAGCGGCCUGGUGGCCUUCAAGAAGAUCACUGUCAACACUGAGGAGGAAGCAGCCAUGAAGGAAGACACUGGCAUCCAGGACAUCUACUACACUGAGGAAGUGUUGGUGGAGCAUUUGGAGGUGUGUGUGGAUGGGCUCUGGAAAGCCGAGCGAUACGAGCUAAUCACUCACAUUGCAAAGCUCAUCAUUUCUGUCUACGAGAAACGGCACGAGUUUGAGAAACUGCGACGACUGUACGAAACAUUGCAGCAUGCCUACAAAAAGGUCCUGGAGGUCAUGCAGACGCGUCGCAGGCUACUGGGAACAUUCUUCAGGGUGGCCUUUUAUGGACAGGGCUUUUUUGAGGAAGAGGAUGGGAAGGAGUACAUCUACAAGGAGCCAAAGCUCACUGGCUUAUCUGAAAUCUCCCACCGCCUGCUUUCUCUGUAUGGAGACAAAUUCGGAGUAGAAAAUGUGAAGAUCAUACAGGAUUCCAGUAAGGUAAAUGCCAAGGAGCUGGACUCAAAGUUUGCUUACAUCCAGGUCACUUUCGUGAAGCCUUACUUUGAUGAGAAGGACUUGUCGGAGAGGAAGACAGACUUUGAGAAAAGCCACAACAUUAACCGUUUCGUGUUCGAGACGCCCUAUACCCUGUCUGGGAAGAAGCACGGUGGUGUAGAGGAGCAGUGCAAGAGAAGGACAGUGCUGACAACUGCAAACACCUUUCCCUACGUGAAAAAGAGGAUUGAGGUGGUGGGAGAGAAGCAGGUGGAGUUGAAGCCCAUCGACGUUGCCAUUGAUGAGAUGCGUGACCGUACGGCUGAGCUGCAGAAGCUCUGCUCCAGCACAGAAGUGGAUAUGAUUCAGCUGCAGCUGAAAUUGCAGGGCUGCGUCAGCGUGCAGGUCAAUGCUGGUCCCAUGGCUUAUGCUCGGACUUUCCUAGAUGAUGUCAAAUCCAGCCAAUAUAGCAGCAAGAAAGUUAAGGAGCUCAAAGAGAUUUUUAGGAGCUUUGUUCAGUCAUGCAGUGUGGCCUUGGACAUCAACGAGCGCUUGAUCAAAGAAGAUCAGUUUGAGUACCACGAGGGCCUCAAAGCUAACUUUAAGGACAUGGUGAAGGAGCUGUCGGACAUCAUUCAUGAACAGAUUGUUCUGAUGUAAAGAAGUGUGGGAUCUUCCAGGAGGACAUGAUGCAUUCUCUUCUGCAGAACUCCAUGCAUGUUUUCCGAGUAAUCAGUGGGACCUCCACUGACCUCAGCUAGCCCCCCUCCUCUGUCCCUCUCUGAGUUCUACAAAUGCAGUGGAGUGAUAACCCUCAUGUUUCUGGUUAGUGACUCAUGGUGAAGUUCCCAGCAUGAUCAGUCCAUCUUUCCCGGGUACACGCCUCACCCCGAUGCACUCUCUUCCCCGGCUCCUCUCUGAUCACUUCCCAGAGUACAGUUCAGAUCUGCUGCCUACCUCUAACCUUAAAGAACACUUGGAGGUGUCAUGGAAGCUGUCCCUAAUUUUCUCCACACGAUUGAGACAUCAAGGACAAAUCCUGUAAGGGGUUGAUGGACCACUAACUGCAACUCAGUGGUUCACUGAGAGGACAAUGCGUUCUUCUAGGUUAUUAUUAUCAUUCCUUUGGACAACAAAAGGGAGAGUGGCUGCAGGAUUUGUGUUUCUGGAAUGCCCAUAUAAUGCCAGUAUAAAAGGACAGUUGGGUGUUCAGGAAGGGCUCCUCUCUUGCUCACUGCCCCCCCCACUUCCUGAGCACACACGAUAAACCAGAAACAGCAGCACAGUUGCGACAGCCCUGUUGAGCAAGCCAUCCAUCAGAUAUAGCUGCCAGUCUCCGCCUGCCAUUAUCAUUCACCUGCAGCGGGCAGGGGAGAAGCUCAGAACCAGGAAUCCACAAGUGGUCACAUGACUGCGUCUCUGGGCAAAGGGGAUGGGUGUGGUUAUGUGGUACUUCUGUUUCUGCAAGGCACUAUGCGGCACAGCUUAUCUUGCCCGUAAUUGCCGUUAAUGAUGCACUUUUUCAUAGGCCCACUCUAACUGAGCUCGGCACUUGGGCAGGGGCCCAGGGACCCUGCAGGCCGCCUGCCAGCUGGCUCCUCCCAGAUCCCUCGCUGGCUGUACAGGGCCACUCAAAUUGUUGUAUAUUUUUUUUUCUAAUUAUUUGUCAUUGUCUUUUAUUUUCCUUUUUUAUAUCCUUAUUUUUGUUUUAAUGACAGUGCUUAAAAAAAUCAGUUAUUACCUAUUUAAUAUAUGUCUAUAUAUGAACAGUGAUGGCAUAGUUACAUAUAUCAAAAUGGUUCUUUAUAUGCCUCUAAAAGACAUUUGAGUUUUAUAUUUUAUCAAAUAUACCUUGAAUUUUGUUAAGGACUGGUUUGUCCAGAAUAUUUCCUGUCUUACUCAAAAUCCAGGUCAUUGAAAUACUGCAAGAAAAUUCACAAGAAAAAGACAUUAGUGGUUUUGGCUUUUCUGGAAACAUGUACACAGCUGCGUCAUAUUAAUCUGAUGCUAACAAGUUUGGUGCAACAUGACAUGAAACUGUCCUGCUUGUACUGGGUAUUGUGGGAAUGUGAUUUACACCCUGCCCACUACCAUAUAUAGAAAGAUAAUAUUUCCUGUCUGUUUAAGAGUUUUGGUGCCAUCAUGCCUUCUGUCCAUUUAUGCACAUCUCUGAUGCCACGGGGUAGCAGUGUGUGUCACAUGCUGUUAUACAGUAUUUUUCUGCACUGAAUAAACAGAAUAUGCAGAUUUAUAUUAUAAAAAACAAGCUGUACAUUUUUUUAAUGACCAAUUAUCUUGCCCUACUGCUGCUAAAAAGCAUUUCCCAUUAUGUUAUUAUUUGCGUUGUACUUGAGCUGACCUCCUCGUUAAUAAAAAAAUAGUGUCUAAAUAAA
Molecule: messenger RNA, 7985 nt
Organism: Brienomyrus brachyistius
Lineage: Eukaryota; Metazoa; Chordata; Actinopteri; Osteoglossiformes; Mormyridae
Gene: dock11
Product: dedicator of cytokinesis 11
Exons: 55
Coding region: 130-6252 (2040 amino acids)
Biological process (GO): positive regulation of GTPase activity; positive regulation of filopodium assembly; small GTPase-mediated signal transduction
Molecular function (GO): guanyl-nucleotide exchange factor activity
Source: RefSeq, a predicted model, not a curated record